Messenger RNA from Maylandia zebra (zebra mbuna), 1521 nucleotides. RefSeq lists its product as uncharacterized. Lineage: Eukaryota; Metazoa; Chordata; Actinopteri; Cichliformes; Cichlidae. Gene Ontology annotation, molecular function: GTP binding. The record is from RefSeq and is a predicted model, not a curated record.
AUGACAUUCAAUGUCGAUGGAUGCAAGAGAUUCAGUAUUGGAGAAGAGUCCAGUAAGCCUAAUCGCACCAUAAUGCUUAUGGGCGCAACCGGUGCUGGGAAGACAACUCUCAUCAACGGGAUGAUCAAUUACAUUUUAGGUGUUAAAUGGGAGGAUCCAUAUCGCUUUAACUUGGUGAAUGAAACUCAGUCAACAUCACAAGCUCACAGUCAGACCUCUGAAGUCACUGUUUACAAAAUCAACCACCAGGAGGGAUUUCAAAUCCCGUUCUCUCUGACCAUUGUGGACACUCCAGGCUUUGGAGAUACAAGAGGCAUAGAAAGAGACAGAGAGAUCGUAGAGCAGCUACGUAAUCUCUUCACUUCCUCACAUGGUGUCAGUGAAAUCGAUGCUGUGUGUUUUGUAGCUCAGGCUGCUUUAGCACGACUCACACCAACACAGAAAUAUGUGUUUGAUUCAGUGCUCUCAAUCUUUGGCAAAGAUGUGGCAGAAAACAUCAGCAUUGUGGUGACAUUUGCAGACGGUCAGCGACCUCCAGUUCUCGAGGCGAUCAAUGCUGCAGGAGUCCCAUGUCCUAAAACAAAAGACGGGCUGCCGGUUCACUUCAAAUUCAAUAAUUCAGCGCUGUUUAUAAACAACAAACCAGCUGUGGCAGAAAGCAUGAAUGAUGAUGAUGACAAUGAUAAUGAUGAUGAUGAAGAGGACUUCAAUCAGAUGUUUUGGAAGAUGGGGACGAAAAGUAUAAAGAAGUUUUUUGCUGCUCUGAAUAAAAUAGAAACUAAAAGCUUGACACUGACAAAGGAAGUCCUCAGAGAAAGAAAGCAGCUCGAGAUUUCAGUUGAGAAUCUGCAGGUGCAGGUGAAACUUGGGUUAGCCAAGCUUGAGGAGAUAAAAGAGACGAGGGAAAAAAUUAAAAACUGCAAGGCAGAGAUCAGCAGAAAUGAAAGCUUUGAGUUUGAAGUUUCUGUUAAAAUCCCUGUUCCGGAGGAUAUUUCGAAUCCUGGAAACUACAUCACUAAUUGCAAGCAGUGUCAUUACACCUGUCACUACCCUUGCCAGACAGCAAAUGAUGCAGAUAAAAGGGGCUGUGCAGCAAUGGGGCCAGACGGAUACUGUACAGAGUGCCCAGGGAAAUGCAUCUGGAAUGUACGUUAUAAUCAGAAGUACAAAUGGGUGUAUAAAGAAGUUAAAGAGAAAUUAACAAUAAAGGAGCUGAGAAAAAAGUACUUGAAGGCCAAAGGAGAGAAGAUGACUGUUCAAGCACUGGUUGACAAACUGAAUGCUGAGUACGACUGUUUGCAGGCUGAGGUGGUGAAACUGGUGGAGAGAUCUGCAGAGUGUCUGAACAGACUCAAAGAGAUAGCACUGAAGCCAAACCCUCUGUCCACUCUAGAACACAUCGACGUGCUUAUUGAAGGAGAGAAAUCUGAGGCUAAACCAGGCUGGAAGCAACGAGUUCAGUCUCUGACGUCCAUGAAGGAAAAAGCAGAGCUCAUGGCUCACGUGGAGAAAUUUAAUUAA